Molecule: messenger RNA, 6206 nt
Organism: Hypanus sabinus (Atlantic stingray)
Lineage: Eukaryota; Metazoa; Chordata; Chondrichthyes; Myliobatiformes; Dasyatidae
Gene: b4galt1l
Product: DP-Gal:betaGlcNAc beta 1,4- galactosyltransferase, polypeptide 1, like
Exons: 6
Coding region: 469-1650 (393 amino acids)
Biological process (GO): carbohydrate metabolic process; protein N-linked glycosylation
Molecular function (GO): beta-N-acetylglucosaminylglycopeptide beta-1,4-galactosyltransferase activity; cytoskeletal protein binding
Source: RefSeq, a predicted model, not a curated record
CAUAGCUUUGAAACCCUUCGCAGCUACCCCCUUUGAGUAUGUAACCCCAAAUACGCUCCAGAAACCCAGACCCCUUCCUGAAACCCCAGUCCACUCCAUUCCCCUCACAACCAUUCAUCUUCCCUUCCUCUCACCCCUUUCUGGAAUUAUCUCCUUCCCUGGAAUUCCCUCUUCCCACUCUUCUCCUGGAAUGCCUCCAAUCCCACUUCCCUUCCCAUGAAAUGACCCUGCCCGGUGUGAAUGUACAAGGUAUUACGGGUUUGGCCAGUUUGCUGGUGAUACGUAAAUCGUUGGUGCUGUAUUCAAGGAAGGAGUUGCUCUCGGCUACAGCAGGUUGAAUUAAUGGGUAGGACACUGAAGAUGUAAUUGAUACCGGGAUGCGAGGCGAUACACGUAAGCAAGUAAGAGUAACGAUGUUUGUAUAUGGUAGGCUGUUCUGUGUAUUCCCUCCCCUGGUAGGUGGGGCGUAUGAUCAAAUUUCCGCUCCUUAGGCAAGAGAGUUUACCACCCGGGGUGUCAGUCGAGUGGGUUGCUUCACUGACUAUGGUGAAGAGCGGGCUGGGAGCAGGGUUGCUGGCGGGUGGCUGCUCGGUACAGAGCCGCAUUUUCCAAAUAUCGUGCGUGGCGCUGCUAUUGCUAAGCGCCUUCCACUUGGUGGUCACCCUCAUCUACUACUUCGACUUACACGUCUACACCACACAGAUGGUACGUCGCAUCGGCGGCUUCCUGGCGCAGGAGUCCCUCGCUAACUUCACCGUCCACCAUUCGACGGCCCUGAACCUCACGGUGGCCCCCAGCACCGCGCCGCCGCCAAGGCCUCUCCUGCCCUGUCCGGAGACAUCGCCACUGCUCGUGGGACCAUUAAGAAUAGAAUUUUCCCAAUCUGUUAAUCUGGAGGAAGUGAGACAGAUUAAUUCAUUAGUGCAAGUAGGAGGCCGAUUUACACCUUCAGAUUGUAUAGCUGUUCAGAAAGUUGCUGUGGUUAUUCCUUUUCGCAACCGGGAUGAGCAUCUGAAAUACUGGCUGUAUUACUUGCAUCCAAUUCUGCAACGACAGCAGCUUGAUUAUGGAGUGUAUGUUGUUAAUCAGCAUGGAGAAGAUACUUUUAAUCGAGCCAAACUUCUCAACGUAGGUUUCGUGGAAGCUUUGAAGGAAUAUGACUACAACUGCUUUGUGUUCAGUGAUGUUGAUUUGAUUCCUAUGGAUGACCGUAAUACCUACAAAUGUUAUAGCCAGCCAAGGCAUCUGGCUGUGUCCAUGGAUAAAUUUGGUUUCCGCUUGCCAUACAGGCAGUUCUUUGGUGGAAUUUCAGCCUUAAGUAGAGAGCAGCAUGAAAGAAUCAAUGGUUUCCCCAAUGAUUAUUGGGGCUGGGGAGGGGAAGAUGAUGACAUCUACAACAGGAUUGUUUUUAAAGGCAUGGGAAUAUCACGUCCAGAUGGUGUCAUCGGGAAGUGUCGAAUGAUUGUUCACCAAAGGGAUAUAAAGAAUGAACCCAACCCUCAGAGGUUUGACAGAAUUGCACGUACAAGGCAGACAAUGCACAAUGAUGGUUUAAAUUCACUCAAAUAUAAAGUGCUAGAAAUCAAGAAAUAUCCAUUAUACACCUUCAUUGAUGUGGAUAUUGGUGGUCCUGGAAGGCCGCCUUCCUGAGUGUAACAAAAAAUGAAGAACUUCUUGAAACACGGUCAACUAAAUCAAAUUUGAAUUUUGUUUUAUACCUUAUGUGCCUUAUUCAGUUGCAUUUGUAUGCUGCAUAUCCUUCUUGCCUGUUGCUGAAGUCACUGUGGUUCCUAUGCCUUAAUUAUGGGAAAUUGAUAAUAUUAAAUACGUAUUUUUAAAAGUAGUAUCUAGUAAACCUAAAAACAGGUUAUUUGACAAAGAAAUGCCUACAUGCAAAAAUAUUUUUGUUACAUUUUCUUAAUCAGGUUUGUCAUUUUAUUUCUAUAUCUACAUUUUACUUUUGGACCCUCAGGAAUUCUCUAACGCUUUAAUCCAAAUAAAUUCUUUUUCUCAAUCAUUUGUUUUUUUUAAUUGACACAUUUCUGCUCUUUCUGUGAAUUGCUUCAAAAGUGUUGCUAAUUUAUUUGAAAUAUUGUUGCCUUAGAAAUGUGAUACCUGAAUUGUGAUAUUUACCUGCUCAAACCAAGCUGCUUUUCUAUUGUUUCUUGUUGGAAGAUUUGGGAUGGGAGAAUUGAUUCUCUUCUGACAGUAACAUUUGUUCAACUUUAAGUUUGAAAGUUGUAUUUCACAGGCAUUUGGCUAUCUGUACUGAGGCUUCAACACUGGGAAGAAUAUUCAAAGAACCAAAUACCAAGUUACAUUAUUAUUUUUAAUUGUUCUUGUGAGAUGAGUGGUACAGUCAAGCUCCUGUUUAUAGUCCAUUUCCUCCUUGUGAAAGUUGUGAUGAUUUCCUUGAAACAUCUUGGUAAUUGUGCAUUAACAAUAGUAUUGGUUGAAUGUUGACCCAAUUACGCUUGAAGUGGAGGUUUUGGUUUCUGGGUGAUUUUCAGCUUGUGUUGGACAGGCUACUUUCUAUCAAGUAGCAAAUGGAUACUGUAUGCACUGGUUGGGCAACAAGCAUGCACUGCACAUCCAUUGACUUGGUGUCUUCAAUGGACACUGAAGCUAUGAUAGCUUUUUUAAAAUUGUUACCACUUUUGCCUAGGACUACAGUUGAGAUAAUAUGUUUAAAAAGCUGCAUUGAAAAUCCUUUGAACGUGGACUAAUUCUCAUCCAAAUUUGUAAAGAAUGGAGGAUUUUAAAGAAGGUGACUUCUGGCUCUUUGACAUCCAUCCUGGAAAAGAGUAUGGAACCAUGUAUGAGAUUCUCAGUCCAACAUUAAACUCUUGCCAAGCAGCAUUAAGGGAGUUGCUUGAAUUUAUGACAUUAGUAAGAAAGGCCGUAGCUGUGCUUUGGCAUCACUGAAAACAGCUUCUUGGUGACACUCUGGAUGAUUUUAUUGCUGGAAGGUUUUCUCUUUUGUACACAAGUAUUGCUUGUUUCUUUGUAAAAUGCCUUUGAUUCUAUCUAUCAUCUCCUUGUCAUUCACAGUUGGGGUAGUUUAUAAAGGAAGCUUGAUAUUUUUCAUUCUCCAUUUGGUGUAUAGCUCACUUCGCACAAUUCUUGUAUCUCUUUUAGGGAUUGCUACAAGCUCUGGUUUGAUCUUUCUGGAUGCUUUAAGUCUGUUGUUUAACCACUUAGACCCAACAUCACUAAUUUGGAAAAUCUGGCAAAGACAAAUUUUGUGACUUUGCGGUAAACUGGUUGUGAGAUAACCGUUACUCUGGAAACCUAUUCUGAGAUUGAGUCAUGUAGUUUUACAAUUAUUUACUGAAAUGGUUAGCCAGAACUCUGCAGUUUGUCGGUUUUCUUUCUUUGGAUUAUGUCUGGGUUCUUAGACUUUUUCUAUCACAGUUACUAAAGCCUUGAAUUGCAUAAAGCAGAAAGGGGGUCAUGAUGGUCCGUGAAUCCUCAGAGGGAAGUCCUUGUAGGAUGUGCCACUAACUAAAUACAUUGUCUUUCUUUAGUUGCAUGGAUUCAAAUUGACAAUAUGUAGGGGAGGCCUUGGUCUGUAAUGUCUCAUGAAAACUGAUCCAGUGCCCUACAGUCUUUGAUUCAAAUAUUACCAUUAAAAAAAAUCUGCUAACUGGCAAGAUUUCUGUCCUCUAGUAAAUGUUUCUGCUAAAAUCUCAUAGACUCCCUCAAUAAGCAACAUGUUCAAGACAAAUGAUUGUUUAAAGUCAGCUACUCGGCUGCAUCCCUACCUCAUUCUGCGUACUGUGUAAAUUACCUUUCAAAUUUGAUUGUUCAACUUCUUCCAAAUUCCGACAAUUAAUUUUAGAAAGUAUGCAAGUUGGGCAAGCCUGGCAAAACUAAGAUUGGGCAUGUGAAACUAAAAUGCCAUAAGAUAUGAAAGGCAGAGUACAUUAUGCCGAACCUUGAGUUAUCUGCUCCAUCCAUUAAGGGCAUGACUGCUUUGGUGCCCUGCUCUCCAUUCCAUUGUCCUGAUCAAUGGCUAUAAAGAUUUGUAUCACUACAGCCCAGAACCAUCCCAGCUGUAAACACCAAUGACUUUAUAUUGACUAUAGGAGAGAAAGCUCCUGUCCUAAAACUCCAAAGAUACCUUAAUGAGAGGAGAAAUUUCUUCCUGACAGUCUUAAGAAGUUAACCUCACACACCGAGCUUCUUUUCCCUGAUUCUAGUGUGCUGACUGAGGCAAACAAGCCUCCCAUAUCUACUCUGAAGCCUUGUGACAUGAUUACGAUCAAAUUCAUAUGUGUAGAUUAGCAAGCAUUUUGAAGUAGACAUGUAGUGUGACCCAGGACGGUUGGUGUCUUCCAUGUACUUACCUCUGGAGUGGUGAGUAGACAUCGCUUGAUGAUGCAGAGUGAAAGUCUGAAUGCAUCUGACAUGAAGUUGUCCUCGUAAAACCAGAUAAACACAUCAAGUUGUGGGCCUGACAGAUGUUGGCUGCAAAUAAAGAAACAUGUAAAAACUUAUACACUGCUACUGUUUUCCACUUUAAUUGUGUGAAUUUACAGCUUUUCAUGGCUGUAACAGUUCCCAUGACUUUCACAAGAUUAUUUUUUUCAAUUUCUAACUGAGCAUAUAUUUAAUUCUUUCUUUAACCUUUAGCUCCACCUUGAUUUACCAGCACUUAUUCCUUGCCUCCAGAAAACGCAAAUUCUUUAAAAUGUCAUCUAUCUGCUUUGCUGCAAUUAGUUACACCAAACAGGUUUAUUGAUUUACUAUGUUCCUUUGUGCUCUGUUGAAUCUCUAAACAUUCCCAAUAAUUCAGAUGUUUCAUGUAACAUCAGUUGAUUGCCUCUAUCUAAUGUAAUCUUUUAAAGCUAGUUUGUUUCUAUAACAUUGUCGUACACAGACCUCUGAACACUGGCUUGUGGUGCUGGUCAGUCGUUCUCUCCUCUCUAACCCACUGCCGAUGGGUGCCAUUCAUCCUCCUGGGCCAUUUUUUUUUGCUGAAAGCAUUAUUAAAAAGAGACUCAUUUCUCCAAACACUAAUACUUGGAAGUCAGGAGAGCAGACCUUAAUUACCCAAUUUUGAUAUUGCUGAGGCUCUUCUACCCCCAUUGUGAUAUUGACCCUGGACUGUAGCAAACAAUGAAUUUUCAAUUGAAUAUUGAGCAAAAUUGCUACUUUAUUCCUUAUAUUUUACAGUUUUAGUUGUGUGCUGCCUUAAUUAUCCAAGCCAAUAAUCUGCAGUUGUCUUUAAUUCUCAGUCUUAUAUUUUUACCAAGUAAACUCUUAUCGUCCUAUUGUAGCUUGUGUCCCUUUAAUCUUGCAGUCUGUUGGCAAUUGAGAGCUUGCAAUGCCUUUGACUUCAAUUACUAAGUACAGGUUUAUUUCCUGCUUCAAAAAGAUGCUGUUGAAGAAAAGUUGAUAAAGAUUUUACGAUGUACAUUAAAUUAAAAUUGCUUAUUUUUUUUUGUAAUCAUGUAGACAAGUCCUAGAUUUAGCAUGUGAAUCAUGAAUUCAAUUUAACACGACUUGUAUUUGGUGCGAGGGAAACCAGAUCAAAAUCUGAUUUUUAUUUUUGCUUAAUAACAUUUGUUUAUGUUUUUGCAAAUACCCCAGUUAUGUGUCGAUACAUUUAUGAAGAAUGAUUUGUAUUUUUGCUAGUUUUUGUCACCCUGGUGUGCCUGAUAAAUUAAUGUUUGACAGGGAAGAAUUCCCUACACUACCCUUUCACAACUACUUCAUCUAUCAUUCGUAUGUUUUCAGCAGCCAUUUACUGUGCAAUAACUUAACUGUGGUCAUUUGUAUUUUCCAUAGAACUAUUUUGAUAUAAUCUGUUAUGAAGGUGUUCUGAUAUUCAUUUUCUGAUUUUUUUUUCUUUAAUCCUGUGCUUUUCAUUUUUAAAUAUAUUUUGACCACCUUUGGUUUUUAAUAUUGAAACUUAUUUGAACAAAAUAAGUUUAAAACUUAUUUUAAACUUUUUUAUUGGACUGCUGUGCGGAAUAUUGUAAUGAAAAGUUGCUUCAGAUUUAUAAGGUUGACAUCAAGCUAAUUUUGUGGGGUGGUAACAGCUUAAUAAAUGUCUUUUUUUAUUUACCUCUCAAUAAGUCAGUGCGACUUGUUCUGACUAGAACAGUAUAUUUUUGAGAUGAAAAUGAGAUCAAUUGAUGUUUACACUCAGAUUUGUAAAUUUUUGCACUUGGAAUCAAAUAUAAAAAAUAUUUAAGCUG